UAAGGACAUCAAACUCUGUCAUCUUUCUGAUUGCUCUAACUUUCCUUAACAGUAACAAUGUGGGCAUGCCCCAACCUACAAAGAUCCCAGACUCCCCAGGGACGAGUUUGCUGGGGCUAGGAGAACUUGGACCUCAGAUCCCAGAAGUCUUCAUAUCACCCAACUUGGUUCUAAAGCUCCAGUAUCUGAGGUCUAAGUGUCUUCAGAACUAUGGAGGGAUGCUGGAAUUCUGGAGUUGCCAAUGCCUCCCAUGGAGACUUGACUUUCAGCAUCUUCCGGAACUACACAGUGCUGAAUAUACCCCAGAAGACAGCCAUCGCUGUGUUGUGCUCCCUCCUGGGUGUCCUGUGUGCCCUGGAGAAUGCCAUCGUGCUCUUCCUGAUCUUGUCCUCCCCAAGGCUCCGCAGAAAACCCUCUUACCUAUUUAUCAGCAGCCUUGCAGGGGCUGACUUCCUGGCCAGUCUGUUUUUUGUCAUCAGCUUUGUAAAUUUCCAUGUCUUCCACCAGGAAGACUCAAGGGACAUCUUCCUGCUGAAGCUUGGGGGUGUCACCAUGACUUUCACUGGCUCUGUGGGCAGCCUGCUGCUGACUGCCAUUGACCGCUACCUCUGCCUGCGCCACCCUGCCAAGUAUAAGGCCCUUUUUACCCGGGGAAGAGCACUGGUCAUGCUCACAGCCAUGUGGACCAUCUCAGCCGUGGUCUCCUACCUGCCAUUAAUGGGGUGGACCUGUUGCCCCAGACUCUGCUCUGAACUCUUUCCCCUAAUUCCCAAUGAUUACCUGCUCAGCUGGAUUCUAUUCAUCGCCAUUCUGUUUGUCGCCAUCUUCUACACCUACGCCUAUGUCCUCUGGAAGGCCCACCAGCACACGUCCACUUUGGUAAUGUACCAACAGAAGCGCUUAGCAGGCAUGUCUCGGAUGCGGCUGGACGUGAGGUUGGCCAAGACGCUGGGAGUGGUCCUGAUGGUGCUGGUUCUAUGCUGGCUGCCUGUGCUGGCCCUCAUGGUCUACAGUUUGACUGCAUCUUUGAAUGAACACAUUAAGAAAGUCUUUGCCUUUUGCUCCAUGCUAUGUCUGAUCAAUUCCAUGGUGAACCCUGUCAUCUAUGCCCUGAGAAGUAGGGAGAUCCGCGUCUCUGCCAAGAACUGUCUGACCCGGUGGAAAAAUAUGCUCAGAGGCACUAGGACAGACAGCAUGGAGGAUGCUCAGAAGUCUUCAGUCACAGAAACAGAAGGAGAGACAAGAGUCACCUGAUCCCCUGAUCUUGGCCUCCCUGUUAUCUUGGUUCAUUUACUUCUAUUUAGGUUUCUGAUAUCAAAAGUAACAGGCAUUCCUACUUUCCCAAAAGCACUUUUUAUUAACAUUAAAACAUUUUUUUCUUUGAGUAUAAGUAUAACAGAGGCACUUUGGAAUAGUAGAUAGUAGAUAGAAAGGUUUUAAGGUUGGCCUAGAAGCCAGGAACAACUGAAUUCAAGUCUUGCCUCUGACACCAGCUGUGUGACCUUGGACUAGUCAUUUAACAGAGCUCAAGGCACCUCCCUCAGGCUCUAAGUUUCAGAGAAGUUGCUGACCUGAAUUGGCAGAGGGAGUUUCCCAGUCUGUCUAGAGUUCCAAGGAAAUCACGGGUCCAGUACCUAUCCUUAUCCUUCACAGUAAAAAGAAUGUGCAGACAAAAUGUCAAUGUUAUAUUCAGAGAUGGGAUAUGCAGCUAUCACACUAGGGCCAAGCUAGUAUUGGUUAUCAAUUGGUUAUCCAAUACUGAUGAACCACAGGCAGUCUUGAAUCCUUCUCCCAAGGAGUGAAAGAGUUUGUUUUUCUCUGAGAAGGAUCAAACUUUGUUGAUAAAAUACCACACAUUUUGGGCACUAAAGUAUUAAAAUUCAAAUUUUAAAAGUAUUAAAAUUUACAUUUUAAAUUAUUUUUUUUAACCCUCACCUUCGGUCUUGGAAUCAGUUCUGUGUAUUGGUUCCAAGGCAGAAGAGUGGUAAGAGCUAGGCAAGGGGGGUUAAGUGACUUGCCCAAGGUCACACAGCUGGGAAGUAUCUGAGGUCAGAUUUGAACCCAGGACCUCCCAUCACUAGGCUUGGUCUUAAUCCACUGAGCCACCCAGCUGCCCCCUAAAUUUUAAAUUAAAAAAAUUUAAGUAUUGAAAAAAAUUUUAAGUCACAACUUAAAAAAUAGCAGUAAAAAAAAAUGUGGUAUGAGUAAGGGAGCAGCCCUACAAGGUGAGUGGGAUGGGGAAGUGGCAUAACAGAAAAACAACCCCAUAGUCUGUGAGUUUUGCAUUAGUAUGAAUAAUGAAUCCCUUGAAGUGGUUACAUGAGUCUUCAAUCUGCACUAUUGAAGGUCACACUUGGGUUUCCAGCCCAUUUGAAAUAGACAGUAUGACUCUGAAUCAUGUCACUACCCAGGAUUCAUCACUCACCCUAAUUAUCUGCACUAAUCAGAACCUAAUUGUAUGGAGAAGUUUUCAAUAUGAAGACAAUUUUGUGCCAGGUGGAACCUGAAAGAAGCAAUGCAAGUUAGAUAUAUGCAGCCAGACUGGUGAUGAUCCGCUCUCUUUCUCACUCUGGAACUAGUCGAGUCCGCCAAAUAAUCCCUGAAUAGCUGUUGACUCUGGCUCCAGAAGCUGCUCACUUGGUCUCCCUGGAGGUUCAAGGCCAGAAGGGGGAGAUGGAGAGGGAAGGAGGGUCUUCUCACCAUCAGCCCAAACCCUCCUUUUCCCCUACCACAGUCCAAGAUGGCAACCGAGAAGCUCCAUCAGGCCACGGGGGCUGAGUUUUUAAUAGCUUUCCUGGAGGCCACAUCUUGGUCAAUGGGUGAUUUCGAACUCAUCAGUUCAUCCCUUUGUUGACGAAGCUCAACCUGCCCUUGUACUAUAGCCUUAAUAGGUCAUGGGCCAUCUGAUGGAGCUCCUUGUGGAAGACCUCGGGCUCCUCCAGUUAGGUUUAAAAAAGCCAAGUGCCCCGGUGGAAUUCCCCCACUGGCCAAAAAGAAUUUCUGAAUGCUAGCACUAAUGCAACAAGAAAAUGGUUGCAUUCCAUGCUGAGUGUGUUGUAGCCAAGCUACCUUCCCUACCCAACAUACUGGUGUAUUGGUGGUGUAUUGGUGUAUUCUAUUACUGAGGCAGGAUUUCAAGAACCUGUGACUUCCUCGAGGAGGGAAAGAUCUUCCAACAUUUUCAUGCUGUGUGAAAAGUUGUCUGUAAAUUGCAUUUUUU
This is a messenger RNA of Monodelphis domestica (gray short-tailed opossum), 3220 nucleotides long. It is a transcript of the gene CNR2, whose product is annotated as cannabinoid receptor 2. Lineage: Eukaryota; Metazoa; Chordata; Mammalia; Didelphimorphia; Didelphidae. Gene Ontology annotation, cellular component: membrane. Gene Ontology annotation, molecular function: cannabinoid receptor activity. The record is from RefSeq and is a predicted model, not a curated record. Gene Ontology annotation, biological process: G protein-coupled receptor signaling pathway.